AUGAAGCGUAAAUAUUUUGGAAUCAACCGGAGUACUGUCUAUAAGCGAAUCCAGUGCCUAAAGAGGGCCUACUAUGCCGCAACGGAGGCUGCCCAACCGGUUAAUGUUCCAUCGGCGUCUACUUUGCCAAGCGACUUUCCUGAAUUAGAAAUGCCAGAAUUAACGGCUGAGGGUUACACUGGUAGGUUUUUCCAUCGAUGUAGAAUAUUAGUGGGUGUAGAUUUUGCAGGCAGUGAAGAGCAUGUGACGGAAAAGGAGGGGGGCCAUGAGGGGGCCAGAGGGGGCUGGUGCUGGCAGGGUGUUGAAUGGCAUUUGCCCAACAAUAUCCUGCCAAUGUACUCUGCCAGAAAAUGCAACUUAUAGUAAGUUUAAACAAUUGGCACCACAUAGAGCUGUUAGAUCAAGCAUGAAUACAGUCCUAGCAGGUACUUAUGAGCAAUACACUGGCGGUCCCCACCAAAAACAUAGGCUGAUUUGGUGGAUAAUAAUGCUUCGCCUCAUCCUGGGCACACGGCUCUCAAAUUUGGUCCCAAGAAACUGUACUGAACAGGGUGACCAUAACGCGGUACCUCUCUUUGUCUGACGGAAUAAACAAAGUGGAGGUCGGGGUGUGCGUGUAUUUCCAUACCCAGUAAUCCCUGGAAGAAUUUUCUUCCUCCCCUCACCCAUCGCUGCAUAGACACUUCUUCCGUAGAUGCAGGCGUGCAAUCCCGUAGGCGAUCCCUGUCAUGUUACUGCAUCAUCCAGCUGAAACAAAAUUGUGGGCCACAGUAGAAUUCGGCAGCUCCGUGCAGGGGGAACUGUCUACUCCUUUGUGGUGGAGGAAUAAGAAAUAAUAAGACUAAAUAAUGCUGACAGUCGAUAAACUGAGAAAAUGAGAGAAUUCUGAGAACAUGACAGAUCCCACUAUCGAAAAUAUUGUGUUUCGAGAAGAAGCGAUUUUGGAAGAACUGAAAAGCUUGAAGGAAUGUAAAUCGCCCAGUCCGGACGAGAUCACAGCAAAGCUGCUCUUUGACCUUGCCGAAGAGCUGGCCAAGCCACUAUCCUUUCUGUGUCAGAAAUCGUUUGAUGCUGGAAUUCUUCCCACAGACUGGAAGACGGCCCACAUUACACCCCUUUACAAAAGCGGUAGUCGUGCUCUGGCGACAAACUACAGACCCGUCAGUCUGACAUCAAUCUGCUGCAAAGUGAUGGAGAAAACCAUCAAAAAGGAGUUGAUGGCUUACUUGGAAACCCACAACCUCUUGUCUAAUGCACAAUAUGGUUUCCGUAGGGGAAGAUCAUGUGUUGAGAACUUGCUAUACACAAUGCAAAAUUGGACACGAGCACUGGACGCAAAACACACCGUGCAUGUUGCAUAUAUUGAUUUCCGGAAGGCGUUUGACAGUGUUCCGCACCAGCGUCUCCUACACAAGUUGAGAAUUAUGGGCAUCGGUGGCAAACUUCUCAAAUGGAUCGAAAAUUUCCUUGUCGGCCGCUCCCAAAUUGUCUGCGUAGAACAACAGCAAUCAAGGUGCACAUUCAUAGAGAGUGGGGUCCCACAAGGCUCGGUGCUCGGACCAACCCUCUUUCUCUUGUUCAUCAAUGAUUGUGUAGAUGGGUUGGACUGUGAUUGCGCCAUGUUUGCAGACGACAUAAAAAUCUGGAAAGUCAUCCAGAAUGCUGCCGAUGAAACCAACUUUCAAGAAAAUCUUUGUCGGUUGGACGAGUGGUCCCGCAGAUGGCUCUUGUCCUUCAAUUUGAACAAAUGCAUCAUUCUGCGCCUCGGAAAUCAGACCCCUAGUACGCGGCAAUACCACCUGAACGGAAUGCCACUCCGAGAAGCAGAAACUCAGAAAGAUCUCGGAGUUUGGGUUGCAGACAGCCUAAAGCCUUCUACACAAUGCUGUAAGGCGGCCAAGGCUGCAACCUCAAUGCUAUAUGCCAUCAAGCGGGCAUUCGUAGUUUUCGCUAAAGACUGCUUCACAAAAGUCUUCGGCACGUUUAUAAGGCCCCAUCUCGAAUAUGCAAUUCAGGCCUGGAGACUGUGGUGGCAUCAGGAUUACGAUCUGCUCGAAAGGGUGCAGAGGCGAGCAACAAAAUUAAUAAGAGGUCAAAGUGCACUGCCAUACGAGAUCCGCUUAACUAACCUUAAUCUCUAUCCUCUGAGUUAUAGGCAGUUGCGCGGAGACAUGAUACAAACUUUCCGUAUCGUGCGCGGCUUGGAUUGUGCCCUUCGGCGCGAUGACUUUUUCCAACUCGCCACUACAACUCACCUCCGUGGACAUCCCUUCAAGCUACGUGUGCCACAGGGUAGACGGAAUGUGAGAAAAUAUUUCUUCUCCAACCGUGUCGUGGAACCGUGGAAUAACCUGCCCGAGACGGUUGUUAUGUCUCAAUCUGUGGAGGCAUUUAAAUGUCGCCUUGACAGAUAUAUGCUGCAGCAACAAGCGGACUAUGUGACUUUUUAGCCAUGUAACUAGUGGCAUAUGUGAAUCAAUGUAUGCAUUCACUUAAUGCUGUAAUUUCUUCACAUUUUUGCUGGCUUAUCGAUUUUUUUUGUACAAAUAGGGAGUUCAAAGGCGUAAGCCUAUUUCCUUCAAAUACACUGACUGACUGAAACUUGUCACAUCUUGGGGAUGCAAAAUAUGCGAUUGAAGGACAGUGCGAAACGAAUACUAUCGUAACCCUCCCCGUGCCUCCUACCUGCUGCCUCUCAACUUCUCGAGUGGAUGAUGUCUUAUGUGACGCACAGUGUGCGGUCUCGGAAGAAUGCACGGUGAUAAAUUGAGUGAAACCGAGAUCCGCACGCGCUAUAAAACUCUUCAUCCUGAUUUUAAUCUUCGUGCUGACAAAACCUACUUCAAAAAGCGACCGGAAAUUAGCAUCAACUAUCUAGCCGGUAGACAACUGCACGAACUCUGACGUGCGAAAGCCUCUACGAAACCACACAAUUUCGGUGUCUAAGACCUCUUGUCCGCGAAUAGUUGCACGCUGAAAAAUUCUUGCAAAUAAAUAGCGUGGCUAGGCUGACGUGAACGCUGUAAGCCUCCUCUGUUUCGCUGAUCGUCGACACUCUGCAGACUUCCACUCUGGCCACCGCGAUUUCGAGCCCAACUCCCCAGUCGUUGAUUGCUGCGGAUCCUGAUGUCAACUCCUCAUUGCGACCCCAAGUGGUCCGCUGGUCUGACUCCUCUGCUUUCGCCAUUUGCUAGUAGUUUGGUCGGUCAGCAAAAAGGCCUAAGUGUCGCACUCUUCCCUCUACGCACUGAUGUCCCACCCUCAGCUGGACUCUAAGCGGACUGUGUCCGAUCGCGUCUGGGUUCCUCUGUCUUGCCACUCCGGGGUGGAUAAUCUAUUUCGGGUUACGAAGCCCUGCCUUGACGAUUAACGUUUUGAAUCCCUUAUAAAAUUCCAUAUGCAGGCCAGUCCCGUCCGACCCGCAUAUUUAACCUUUCAUGAGGGGCAGUUUUUUCCCCUUAAAAACUAACCAAUCCAUAUGCCCUCUGUCUUUUUCAAAAGGAGUUUUUUCACUGCUCGCUGACCGUUUUUAACAUCGGACUGUUUAUUCUAGAACCGUGAACCGAAUAAUAUACAGAAUCUGGCUGCUUGUUUCAACAGUUGCCUGGAAAAUUGUGUUAACUUGCCAUGACAGGACACUCAAGGGUCUUUUGAUAAAAUUAAUUAUUAAUUAAUUACAAGACGACGAAUUAGCUCGCGAAUAACGGAGCAUAAACAGGCAGUCCGGAGAGACAACCCGUUGUCUCAGGUCGCCACUCAUACCCUGGAGGAAGGCCACGAAUUCAGCUUCGCGAGCGCGCGGAUAGUAUCGCGGGUCAGCAAUAAGACAGGACGAGAACUGUUAGAGGCCUGGGUGACUGACACCAACUCUAUCGACAGGCACGUUGACAUACUCCCCUGCUAUCACGCGCUCCGUUCCAGCGGCCAAGAGGCGAGACCCAAUUUUCUACCAAGGGUGCACGCAGUCACGCCACCGUCAGACGGCGUGGGACUCAACUUAUCGCGAAUACCACCCUCUGCACUCAUAUCUUUCCCCCUUUUCUACGUGGCUUGACUACAAAAACCGCUCAUUUUAUGUCGCAUUCUCACAGUCUCGGACGAUGGUCUCCUGUAAGAGACCGAAAGCUCAGACUAAUACACCUACUGUCCCAGAGGUCGCGUGUUCAUCUUCUUUACAGUAUGAACUUCAGUAGGGUCAGGUUUAGUCGCCUUACUUACCUUUCCUGUAGCGACUUAAGUCUUAGUGUCAGCAACAGUUUCUGCGUUAGUGACAGUUGCAGUAGUAUUUCCCAUAGUAUGUUUACCGGCAGUCGUACUAAAAGUCGCUUGGCUUUGUGUUAAUGAAUACAGUAGUUGUAGCGGCACUACUUUUAGUACUGACAGUUGCCGUAUGCAGUACUGAUAGCGGCAUUUAUCCGAGCAGUCUUACUGAUACGUCAUCGUGCGACAACUGCCCUCUCUGUCGCAGGACAUCAACGACCGUCUGAUAAGCCUCCGUCUGCCUCUCCGUAGAGGCAAAUUCACCACCAUUAUCAGCGUGUACGCUCUCCCGAUAACUGGCCCAGAUGCCGCAGUGAUGAAUUCUACGAAGAUCCAAGGUAAGCGACCCCCAGGUAAACUGAAUAUUGCCUUGUUGUCUUUGCCUGCUCAUCACGUCCAUUUCAGCAACCAACUAGCUCAAAGGAUAGAAAACCUCCCUGUUGCUUCCUCCACCGCUGGCGAGAACGCCUCCGUGGAGAACCGAUGGUGUCAACUGCGGGACACAUUGCAAUAGACGGUGCUGGCCGUCCUCCGUCGUGCAGACCGCCAACACCAAAGCUGAUGUGAAGGCAACGACGACGCCAUCAGUAAACUGCUCGCUGAGAAGAACCGCCUGCACAAAGCCUACGUCGACCGCCCCACCGAGGACAACUGGGCUGCCUUCUACCGUAGUCGUCGCCUCGUUCAACAGCCACUGCGUGAGAUGCAGGACGACUGGACGGCUCGCAAGGCCGAGGAGAUCCAAGGGUACGCGGACCGCAACGAAUGUAAGAACUCAGCGAUCAAAGCCGUCUGCGGUCCGCCAACUAAAGCAACUGCUCCUCUGCUCAGCGCCGACGGCAGUACCCCACCCACCGAGAAGAUACGUGUUCUACAGCAAUUGGCCGAGAACUUCAGAGGCGCCCUCAACCACCCUUUCACCAUCUCCGACGCCGCCAUCGCCCGUCUGCCUCAAGUGAAGACCUACUCUGACCUCGACCUCCCGUCUUAUCUCCACAAAACCAUAAAGGCCAUGCAGCCGCCCUCCAGCCGGAAAGCGCCCGGAUCGGACGCGAUGCCUGCUGAGGUCUACAGACCCGGCGGCCCCCGAAUCACCUGACUGCACUUUUCCAGGAGAUGUGGCGUCAAGGAGAAGUCCCGCAGGAUUUCAAAGACGCCACAAUCGUUCAUAUAUACAAGCGGAAAGGCAACCGCCAGCUGUGCGACAAUCACCGAGGCAUCUCUUUGUUGGAUAUUGGCGGGAAAAUCUUUGCUCGUAUCCUCCUCAACAGCCUGAAUAAUCACCUAGAGCAGGGUCGUCUGCCGGAAACCCAGUGCGGCUUCCGACGUCAUCGCGGUACCACGGACACGAUCUUCGCCGAUCGUCGACUUCAGGAGAAGUGUCAGGAAAUGCCGGCCCACCUGUACUCUAGCUUCCUGGAUCUGACGAAAGCCUCCGACACCGUGAAUCUUGGUGGACUUUGGAAAAUCAUGCAGAAAUUCGACUGUCUCGAACGAUUCACUCAGAUGGUGCGUCAGCUCCACGACGGCAUGAUGGCGCGAAUUACAGACAACGGGGCUGUCGCAGAGGCAUUCGCAGUGACCAACGGAGUGAGGUAA
This is a messenger RNA of Spirometra erinaceieuropaei, 5859 nucleotides long. The record is from the annotation of a GenBank genome assembly. NCBI's taxonomy places the organism in Eukaryota, Metazoa, Platyhelminthes, Cestoda, Diphyllobothriidea, Diphyllobothriidae.